UUUCUUUUCAGGACGAGAACAUCACCCGCAAUCAAACAGAAACCACACUUUUUGAAAAGAACGAGGAUGUCAGUCAUGCGAGUUCCUGGUUUGGACAUUGCAAAACAGGCGACUGCUGGCAAGCGCUGAGGCUAAGCAACAUUCUUAUCAAGAAUUUGACGAUUCUGAGCCUUAAUAUUCUUCUAAACAAUGUUCUUAUAAGAAAAGAGUGUAGUCAGUGUAGUCAUAAAACGCUUUCCUUUUCGCAAUGGCCUUGGGAAAGAAUCGAAAGCUGGCUUCCAUUUUCGAAAGCAUCGAACAGCUUCAUCCAAAGAGUGAAAUUUUGAAUUAGAACUUGUAAAUAAAAUGAUAAUGUCGUUAUCUUUAACACAUAUGUUGAUAUUCUUAUUGAUUCAUAGUGAAAACUGGAUUGCGGCAACGAGACUGGGAAACAAAACCUAUCUCGUUGAUGCUGAUUCAAAUUAUGCUGAAGCUGAAUUGGAUGCUCAAUAUUACAGACAAAAUUCUGAAAAUCAUCGCCAGAAUCUAAGAGAAGCAAAUUUUGUAGCAGAUCUAAAUGAAAAAUCGAUUGAUAAUUACAGCAACAAGUCAGCAAUCUACUUGAAAAUUGUUCACGGGAAUUCAAUUGACAGAUAUAAAAGCCAAGGAAAAUCAGUCAUUCUCACACUGGCCAUAUUUGUUGCUGUCUUUGGUUGUGGGUUAGGCUCAGUUGUCGUUUACUUUGCAUGGGAAAGAUUCAAACCAAAGUUCCACGGAUACAUGAAAAUGGGACGAGGGAAGAAGCAAGCAAAAGGAUCUAAAAACAACUGCGAAACGAAUUACACUGUUCUGGAUAUGAUAGCUGAAGAUUCUCUUGAAGAGGUAGAAGACGGCUCUCAGAACAUAGGCAAUCUCGGCAGUGGGACUUUGAUGAGACUUGGGAAUGAUUCAGUUUCUGAAAGUAACUCAAAAAUGUCAUAUAGCUUAAAGGGUAAUUGUAACGGAUUUAAACAUCCAGACGGUGCCCAAAGGAUGAACAAUUGUACUAAAUGGCUCAGAGAGUCCGGUGUCUGUGACAAUCUUGUUGACGAUUUACAAGAAGAUGUCGUAGAAUUCGAUCGGAACUCGUUAUUUCAAGAUAAGCAGGGUGUAAUCGAUAAACCAACUGGACAAAGAACACAAUGUGGAAAUAGAAGCAAAAGUGAGAUGGCGAAGCAAAGCAGUUGUAACAGUCUGUCAAUGGAAAGCAGGAAUAAUUUGGCCGUAAACAAAAAGAGUCGUACAAGCAAUAAGAGGUCAAGAAAAGACUGCAAAGGGAGUAGCACGCCAGCUGGAUGUUUUGAAGAUGCCGAUAGCGAUUAUGAAACAAAUAACAUAUCAACUGACAGCGAAGCUCAAGUUUUCAAAUCUAAGCAUACAUUUAGAAGAAAGAGUCAACCAUCCUGGCUGGCUACCCUUGAUAUUGACGGUAGGCAAUGCACGUAUAGAGAUGAUGGAAAUAGCAUAGAGUACGGUGUUUACGGGGAAGGCCUUACUGGAGAGAGUAAAAGAUCACGCGAAGGCUCAUUAACUUCAGAAAAAGUCAAUUCAGUGGAGCGCUCUAGCGAAGCAACAGAGAAAACAUUGAGGUUUGACAUGAAUAUUGAUAAAGAACAGGAUAUGAAUGAUUCUAGAGAGGAAUUAAUGAAACAAUGGAUGAGAGGCAAACGGAAAUCGAUUCGAGCUUCAAUCUACUGCGUUUCGUCAGAGAGUGACGAAGAUAAUGAAAUAACAGGUGAAAGUCCAGAGGCAACCGAAAUGCAAAUGGUAACUGGAGCUGAAGAAGUAAUUUACUUUAACUAUGCUACGAACGAGGCGAAAUCACACAAACAGUUCCAAAACAACGAUGAUAUAGGCCGCUACGACAGCUCAACGGUGAACACAAAAAACACGGACAUCGAGACUCAGAGUCCAUGUAUCAAUACAAAAGGACGAUAUAUGGAUCACAUUGGGUAUGACAGUGAGGAAGAAUUAGUGACAACGGAUUCGAAACAGUUUGACGAAACAGAAAGAGACCGAAUAACUCUGAUGUCGGAUCAUUUACUUAAAGGACUGAUGCUGGACAUAGAGGAGAAUAUUGUUGGUGCUUAUGACAGUCGUAGACUAUUCAGAUCACACAGUGAUAGCGAGCUCGGGAGAUCCAAAUACAUCACAAAUCUUCCAGAUCUUACAAAUAUUAACAGUUUUUCAACCAGCAAUUUAAGAAGCAAACAGAUAAUCCCAACUAACUCGAGUCAUGAAGAAAACAGACCUGGGAGUUCAAAAAAGGAGAAAACAAGAAACUUGGUUAGUAAGAAACUCAGAAGUGUAAUAAGAUUUCUUAGAAUAAACAGAAAGAAAAGAAACAAGUGAAUGUUUUUAUAACGUAACUUGGGAAUCUAACGUAGUCAUUUAAUCUAGGAAAUUUUUGACAUAAGCAAUAUUGUAUUUAUUAAACGUGUAACGUGAUUUGUUAUAAAAAUUUGAGUUAAAAUGA
Molecule: messenger RNA, 2494 nt
Organism: Rhopilema esculentum
Lineage: Eukaryota; Metazoa; Cnidaria; Scyphozoa; Rhizostomeae; Rhizostomatidae
Source: RefSeq, a predicted model, not a curated record